Penicillium vulpinum is the source of this 1032-nucleotide messenger RNA. RefSeq names its product U2 snRNP complex subunit HSH49. The transcript is spliced from 4 exons. Bases 1 to 1032 code for a protein of 343 amino acids. Gene Ontology annotation, molecular function: RNA binding. Gene Ontology annotation, biological process: positive regulation of mRNA splicing, via spliceosome. Lineage: Eukaryota; Fungi; Ascomycota; Eurotiomycetes; Eurotiales; Aspergillaceae. Gene Ontology annotation, cellular component: nucleolus; U12-type spliceosomal complex. The record is from RefSeq and is a predicted model, not a curated record.
AUGGCCAACGCAAGGCAUUGGGAACAAGAUAAAGAGGCAACUGUGUACAUCGGAAACCUUGAUGAACGGGUCACAGACAGCCUGGUAUGGGAACUGAUGCUGCAGGUCGGGCGCAUCGUCAACGUUCAUCUGCCAAAAGAUCGAGUCACGCAGUUACACCAAGGAUAUGGAUUUGUUGAAUUCCUCAGCGAGGAAGAUGCCGAAUAUGCGUCAAAGAUCAUGAAUGGGAUCCGUCUCCAUGGCAAACCUAUUCGUGUUAACAAGGCGUCGGCCGAUAAGCAAAAGACUGUGGAAAUUGGCGCAGAGCUGUUCGUGGGUAAUCUUGAUCCUAUGGUUGCCGAGCAGGUUCUCUUCGAUACCUUCAGUCGAUUUGGUAACCUUGUCAAUCCGCCUAAGAUUGCUCGUGAUGACAACAAUCUCUCCAAGGGAUAUGGAUUUGUUUCGUUUGCAGAUUUCGAAUCCUCGGACGCAGCUAUCGCCAACAUGAAUGGCCAGUACCUGAUGAAUAAACAGGUUUCCGUACAGUAUGCAUACAAGAAAGAUGGGAAAGGCGAGAGACAUGGUGAUGAAGCAGAGCGAAUGCUCGCAGCUCAGGCUCGCAAGCAUAAUGUACAGCCAGUGGCUCAGCAACCUCAGCAGUUCCCUGGCGCCCCGGGCGUACCAGCAACGCCUGGCGGUGACUCUCGACCUAUGAGCGCAGCCCCGCCACAAACGCCCGAUCUAGAACGCACCCCCUCCAAUGCCCUAUCAAGCCGCCCCCCUCCAAACCGACAUGUUCCACCUCCCGUCCCUUCACUCAAUACCCCACCUCCCGGGCUCCCCGCCCGACCUCCGCCUUCCCAAGCUGGCUACGGCGGCCCACAGGCCUUUUUACCACCUGGAUUUAAUGGUGCAGGUCAACCGCCCUUCGUCCCACAGGCUGCACCCCCUCUGGGUUUGCGCCGCCUGGAUUUGGACCUUCAGCUGGGGCCCCUUCAUUGCCACCGGGCUUCCAACAGCCGGGAUACGGAGGCGGUCGGUGAUUUGAAGUAA